CCAGAUCAGCCUGGUCUACAAGAGCUAGAUCCAGGACAGCCUCCAAAGCCACAGAGAAACCCUGUCUCGAAAAACCAAAAAUAAAAAACAAAAAAAACAAAACCCUGAGCUAUAUGACUAGAGUAUAGUGAGAACAUGAACAACAUAAAGAUAAAGGUGGAGCAUAGUCAUUGGCCUUCAGAGGGCUCCUGGAAAGGUGCACAUUCCUGAUGAUGCAUGUAAUAAAGUAUUGCUGAAAAGCUGAGAUCAGUAAAACCAGAGCUAACCCCUGGGCACACCAGUAAUCCCAGCAUUUGGGAGGCAGAGACAGGUUGACCUCUGAAUAUGAUGAGGGCAGCUUGGUCUACCGAGUGAGUUCCAGGACAGCCAGGGCUACACAGAGAAACCCUGUCUUGAAAAACCAUAACCAAAACAAAUCCCCUUCCCCCAAACACCUCCAAAACAAAAACAGCCAAAAACCUGGAGCUAACCAUUUCUAAACCUCAGAUUGGAAACUUUUAUCAUAUGUGGUUUCAGUGAUCUUGGGCCUCAGUCAUAGGAAUCCCACUCAUGUGGGACCUCCCUUCAGAACCCAAGGGCUUCAGCAGAGCUUGCAGCAGGCUGUGUGCUAGGAUUUGGGCAACAGAGUGAUAAGUAAGAAAUUACAGGUUGUUGCUGAUGGAGCUAGAGACACACUUAGUCAUAGGUGUGACUGGUCUGAGAGGAGCCUGUGGAUGGAGACAGGCAGACUGGAGGUUGUGAGGGUGGAGUGUGGGGAACAUACUCAGCGGAAGCACGGGUCCUGAGUAUUGCUGGUUGCUUGUGUGAUGGCUGAUCUUCAGUUGACUUGAUGGCUCUGGAAUCAACUAAGAGGCCUGUCUCUGCAGGUCUGCCAGGGAAGUUCAGGAAGGAUUAACUGAGUUGAGAAGACCCUGUUGUAUAGUGAGUGGCAUUUUGAGUGUGGCCUUGAUACAGAGAAGUUCAAAGAAGAAACAGUGUUGCUUUCCUGCCUACCUUCUCUUGCUGGUGAGUGCAUCUGUCCCAUUGCUGCCGUUGCUGCUGCCACUGCCACCACCCUUCACUGACAUUGCAACCCAGCUUCUUGGGCCUUUUGGUGUGGACUGAAGACCAUAAGCUGUCCAGGCGAGCUCUGGGCCUUUGGCACCAGAUUGAAACUCCUGAGGCUUCUAGUCUUCUUGGAUGGAGCCUCUCCAUCAUGGAGACGGCCAUUGUUGGACUGUCCAGGCCAGAUCAGGAUCUGGUGAGCUUUGAGGACGUGGCUGUGCACUUCACCCAGGAAGAGUGGGAUUUGCUGGAUGCUUCCCAGAAGAGUCUCUAUGGAGACGUGAUGCUGGAAACCUGCAGGAACUUCACUGCCAUAGGGUAUGAAUGGGAAGACCAGACAGUUGGAGAACAUUGUGAAGACCCUGAAAUAAAUCUAAGGCACAUCGACUCUCGCUCUGAAUGUACGCAGUAUGAACAUGAGGAAUUUGAACAGAAGCCACAGGACUCUAAUUUUCUUACAAGUGUUGAAGGAUGCACGGAAACUCAGACUGUGAAUGGACCUUCUGAGUGUGAGGUUUGUCUAAAAUCCUAUGGACUCUAUCACCUAACUUAUAAUGGACAUCACAACUAUGAAUACAAGGAGUGUGGAGGAAGCCCAACUAUACGAAAAUGUUAUGAAUGUAACCAGUGUGGUAAAACUUUGAGUUCUUUCAAUUCUCUUCAAAGACAUCAGAAAAUUCAUAUUGAAGAAAGACCAUAUAAAUGUCAACAGUGUAGUAAGGCCUUUAGAUGUCUCAAUGCCCUUCAGUCACAUGAAAGAAUUCAUACUGGAGAAAAACCUUAUGAAUGUAAACACUGUGGCACAGCUUUUAGCAGACUUACUCACCUGAGAUUACAUGAAAAAGUUCAUACUGGAGAAAAACACUAUGAAUGUAAACAGUGUGAUAUAGUUUUCAAAUCUCAGAGUUCCUAUCAUAGACAUAAAAUAAUGCAUGGAGAAACAUUCUAUAACUGUAAGCAGUGUGGUAAGUCCUUCAUUUACCCCUCUUUACUUCAAAUGCAUGAAAGAACUCACACAGGUGAAAAGCCCUAUGAAUGUAAACUCUGUGGGAAAGCAUUUAGAUAUCACUCUUCCAUACGGUUGCAUGAAAGAACUCAUACGGGAGAAAAACCCUAUGAAUGUAAACACUGUGGCAAAGCCUUUACACGUCAGAGUUAUCUUCAGUUUCAUGAAAGAAGCCACACUGGAGAGAAACCCUAUGAAUGUAAAGAAUGUGGGAAAGCUUUUAGGCAUCACUCUUACCUUCGAUUACAUGAAAGAAGACAUACUGGAGAGAAGCCAUAUCAGUGCGUACAGUGUGGCAGAUCCUUCAGUAGGCAGAGUUCCUUUAAGAGACAUCAGUCCGUUCAUGCUGUGGAAAACCCCUAUAAAUGUCAACAAUAUCUAAUUCCUUUAUCCCUAUUUCCUUCAAAUGCAUGAAAGAACUUACACCAGCACUAAACUUCUGCAUGUGAACUGUGUGAGAAAAUGCUUAUCCUAAUUCAUAAGAAUACAUCUAAGAACUCAAAAUAGUGAUGAGCCUUUUGUAGUAUAGCCUUCAGGGUAAUAAGGACUAUAGAACCCCACCACCUGGAAGCAGUUACCAAAGAUGCUAUCUCCUGCCCUUCAACCUUCCAUAAAAAUCUGUGGAGUUCAUAUAUCUCAUGGAGAAGUAAAGCAGGAAGAAGGUCAGAAAAGUGACUGUGAGCUACAGUAACAACUCCAGAGCCCAACCAAGAAAGCCUAGCACUUGGACUUUGGGGACCAUCUUGAGGUUAUAGAAACUCUAACAAGCAAACAUAGGGAAUCAUUCCCUAUAAUCACUAGAAGAAAGGUCUGCCCUCUCUCUCUUUCUGUUUUUCUUUUUUUUUUGAGACAGGGUUUCUCUGUGUCUUUGGAGGCUGUCCCGGAACUAGCUCUUGUAGAUUAGGCUGGUCUUGAACUUACAGAGAUCCGCCUGCCUCUGUCUCCGGAGUGCUGGGACCAAAGGCAUGCGCUACCACCACCUGGCAGGUCUUCCCUCUUAGUGAACUGCCAAUUUUUAAUGAAAACUUAUGGAUUCAAACAGAGUUCUUGAGACACACGCUUGAGUCCACUCCUGUUCUGUGGAAUGUAUUCUAUGCUGUUAUUCUCAAGUUCAAUAAAUCUAUAUACACUCUCAGUAUAA
Molecule: messenger RNA, 3191 nt
Organism: Cricetulus griseus (Chinese hamster)
Lineage: Eukaryota; Metazoa; Chordata; Mammalia; Rodentia; Cricetidae
Source: RefSeq, a predicted model, not a curated record